This is a messenger RNA of Drosophila eugracilis, 4665 nucleotides long. RefSeq names its product protein phosphatase Slingshot (gene ssh). The record is from RefSeq and is a predicted model, not a curated record. Gene Ontology annotation, cellular component: cytoplasm. NCBI's taxonomy places the organism in Eukaryota, Metazoa, Arthropoda, Insecta, Diptera, Drosophilidae. Bases 662 to 4243 code for a protein of 1193 amino acids. Gene Ontology annotation, molecular function: actin binding; protein tyrosine/serine/threonine phosphatase activity. Gene Ontology annotation, biological process: actin cytoskeleton organization; protein dephosphorylation; negative regulation of actin filament polymerization. The transcript has 7 exons.
GCUUUGUUUUGGUCACCCCUCUCAUCAAAGAGAGGGCCAAUUAAGGAAAAGCUCUCUUUCGUGCGUGUUCCGCUUUUAGCCAUGAUCCUUUGUGUGUUUUCAUGCCCAAUGUUUAUCAUCCGCCAGCUUGUUGCUUACGUUUUUUGGCGUUCGCGUGUGGGCGGCCAGUCGACAACAGCCUCAUCGUCAUCGACAGCGCUGCUUUUGGUGUAACCCAAGCAAAUCCGCAGACGUCGCGACGUCUAUAUUUUUCAACAGACUUUUGCAUUGCCUUAUUAGUCGUUUUUGUCGCUUUCCGCUUACCGCUUGUUUUUGUUUUUUUUUAUUAUUAUUUUCUUCGCCGCCCCACCGCCCAAAAAUAGUUCGCGAGACCUUGACGUCCGCCUGCACAGAGGAAAAAUUAAUAUUAUGCGAUGAUCAAUUUAAUCUUACACUUCGUUUAUAAACAGAUUUGUAAAAUAUGUCAAAUUGUUGUUUUUGAGAAAUUGUAAUUAGUCUAAAAAAAAUACAAAGUUUUCUGGAAACAGCCGUGCGAUUCGAACUCGGGCUUUAGGCCUAACGGUCCGACGGAACACGACGGAAUUUAAAUAUCUUUGAACUGCGCACUUCUAGGCGAAAUUUGCCUGCUUUUAUUUCUGCCCUUGAAAGUUUAAUUCAGGCUAUGAUGAAAUGUAUCUUUGUUCCUUGUGUAAAGUCAAUCAGUAUGCGAGAUUGUUUCUGGCUUGACAAUAUAUAUAGUAUUCAUCGCUGGGAUGGCGAGGCCGAGGACGACGAGGGCAACAGCAAAGGCAACGAUCGUAGCGAGUGCUUCUUUGCCGGCAAAGGGACCGCCCUGGUCCUGGCCCUUAAGGACAUCCCGCUUCAGCCGCAGAGCGAGCGCCGUCUUAGCACUGACUCCACUCGUUCUAGCAACAGCACGCAGAGCAACAACUCGGACAUCCAGCUUCACCUGCAGUCCAUGUUCUACCUGCUGCAGCGCGAGGACACGCUCAAGAUGGCUGUCAAGCUGGAGUCGCAGCGGUCCAACCGCACGCGCUAUCUGGUGAUCGCCUCUCGUAGCUGCUGUCGGAGCGCAACCAGCGAACGUCGUCGCCACCGGAUCAUGCGUCACAAUUCCGCGAAGGUUGGAGGUACCGCAGGAUCAACGUCGUCCACUGCGGCAGUCACCGCGCAGCGUCAACUGUCUGUCGAACAGACUGCCUCCGAGGCCAAUAGCAAAUGUGAUAGAUCAGCGGACAAGGAGAACGCGACGGCGGCCGGCGACAACAAAAAUACCUCGGGCAUGGAGGAGUCCUGCCUGCUGGGCAUUGACUGCAAUGAGCGGACCACAAUUGGCCUUGUGGUGCCCAUCCUCGCGGACACCACAAUCCACCUCGAUGGCGAUGGCGGCUUUAGCGUCAAAGUUUACGAAAAGACGCACAUCUUCAAGCCGGUCUCAGUACAGGCCAUGUGGUCCGCACUGCAGACGCUGCACAAAGUGUCAAAGAAGGCUCGUGAGAACAACUUCUAUGCCAGUGGACCCUCCCACGACUGGCUCUCUAGCUACGAGAAGCGCAUCGAGUCGGAUCAAUCCUGUCUGAAUGAGUGGAAUGCCAUGGACGCGCUCGAGAGCCGCCGACCACCUUCGCCUGAUGCCAUACGAAACAAACCCCCCGAAAAGGAGGAAACCGAAAGUGUCAUUAAGAUGAAGCUAAAGGCCAUCAUGAUGUCGGUGGACCUGGACGAGGUCACCUCCAAGUAUAUACGCGGACGACUCGAGGAAAUCCUGGACAUGGAUUUGGGCGAGUACAAAUCGUUCAUUGACGCCGAAAUGCUCGUUAUUCUGGGUCAGAUGGAUGCCCCAACUAAAAUAUUCGAGCACGUCUAUCUAGGAUCCGAGUGGAACGCCAGCAACCUUGAGGAGCUGCAGAAAAACGGUGUUCGCCAUAUCCUAAACGUUACGCGGGAGAUUGACAACUUCUUUCCGGGUACGUUCGAGUAUUUUAACGUGCGCGUGUACGACGACGAAAAGACGAACCUGCUUAAGUAUUGGGACGAUACGUUCCGUUACAUCUCGCGGGCGAAGGCUGAGGGUUCCAAGGUGCUAGUGCACUGCAAGAUGGGCGUUAGUCGCUCUGCCUCGGUUGUCAUCGCGUAUGCAAUGAAGGCUUAUCAGUGGGAAUUCCAGCAGGCACUAGAGCACGUUAAGAAACGGCGCAGCUGUAUUAAGCCUAACAAGAACUUCCUUAAUCAGUUGGAGACGUAUAGCGGUAUGUUGGACGCCAUGAAGAACAAGGAGAAGCUGCAGCGCAGCAAGAGCGAGACGAACUUAAAGAGCACAAAGGACGCGCGUUUGCUGCCUGGCAGCGAGCCCACUCCACUCAUACAGGCACUUAACCAGGCCAAGUCCAAGUCUACCGGUGAGACAGGUGUAACACCAGAAGGCGAGGAGGAAGAGGAUGGACCACGCCUUCAUCGCCGAUCAAGCGCUCAAAAAUUACAACGUCGCAUGGUUCGACGCUCAAGCAGCACAUCGCCAAAAACACAAACGGCUGUGGUAACCAAACAGCAAAGUCAGUCAAUGGAGAACCUAACGCCGGAGCGAAGUGUUGCUGAGGAGCCCAAGAACAUGCGCUUUCCGGGUAGCAACGGAGAGAACUACAGCGUCACCCAGAACCAGGUGCUGCACAUCCAGAAGCACACGCCUCUGUCUGUUCGCACGCGGAUUCACGAUCUCGAGGCGCACCAGGCAGACCAACUUCCACAGCAGCGUGCUUGGACUUCGCUGACCAAGCUGGUCACACAAACUUAUAACCUAGCAGGAAGUAGCGGUGGCAGCGGCAGUGGGAACAAUCAACCGCGGCGGGACUCUAGUUCAUCGGAUGUAUUCUCUUCCCAGGUGGACAGUGUUUUUGCAAAGGAGGAAGGUGAGAAGCCACAGCGUCGUAAGACGCACUCCUGGACGGAGUCUUUCGGUCCUAGUGGUGGCAUCGUCCUAGACCCAAUGCCACAGCCACUGAAGCAGCAAUCAAGCGCCAUUAUAUUGCGGCCUCGAGGAAUUCGACAACGAGAACUGCCAUCUCGGCACGCCAGCUGGGGAUCGGGUGACAACCGGACCAGUUUGCCGCAAAGGACCAGUUCUUGCUCCUACUACGACAGCAACCGAAACACCACAGCUAUCUUCGAGGGCGUUAUCCAGGAUCUAAAACGCAGCGGGAAUUGUAAUGUGAUCGAAGGAGCGGAACCUUCAGUUGGAGUAGGCGAGGGCACCGUUAAGCGCACCAAGCAGAAACUGGAAGAGAGCACCUCUUUAAAGAAGCGUUGUCAGGAAGAAAGCAGCCAGGAGCUGCUACUUGAGGCGGUGGAUGCUGGGCAAAAACGGUGCCCUAGUCUCUACAGAAGCGCCUCCUCGGCGCACAGUCCACGGCAGCGACAGCCGCUGCGCUGCAAUAGUGAGGAGCUCAUGCACACCAGCGACAUCGAGAACAAAAAUACUACGCCCGGUGACCAGGAGGCAACGGUAGUUCUUCGCGUUCAGGGUCAAACGCUGGCCGAGGAUCAACGCAUCUCGGGCAAUGUGCAAAUACUCAAGCAGAAUUUUGAAGCCAAAGCGGGAGUAGUGGGCGUUGGAGGAGGCGGUGGAACGUCAACGGGAGCAGGCAGUGGCACAACCAUCGCAGCGACGUUAUCUGGAGGGGCUGGUGCUAGCUCAGUGAAUACCGGCAAGAAGACGACCAGCCACCAAUCACUGCCAUCGUCACCGGUGGCGCAACAUGCCAACCACGUGUCCACCGCCUCGAGCUCCAACUCCUCCGCCUCCAACUCGUCCGAUUCCAGCGUAAGCGAAAAUUGUGAUCGUAAUGUAAAAGGUCUAGUGCAUAAAUAUCAAACCACUACUUCCUGCAGUAGCCAGGCGGCCGCCACGCACACAGUCGCCUGUGCCCCACUGCCACCCGCCGGAACCACCAGCAAUGUCAGCCACGCCUGCAGCACCACUACCACUAGCUUCAAGCAACGCCCGCUUUCGUACUACGACCGUUCGCUAUCAAACCGAUCAACACAUGACUAUAGCGACAGUCGUCCACCGCCCGCGCCCGUUCGCGUCAGCCAAAACAGCGGCGUGCAACAUCACCACCAUCAACAACAACCGGAGCAGCAGCAGGUUCAAAUCCGGCGGCUGGCGCAGCAUGGAAAGACACAUCCGCUGAGCAGGCUAAGUGCUCCAAAAACAGGCUUCAAUACAGCCGCCUACAACACCAUGUAAAGGCCACAAUCUGCUUAACACCAUACAAACUGCAACCUGCAACAUUCACAUGCCACUUGCAACUUGCAAUCCAUACCCUUUAGCGAAUAAGGAUCGUCUUCAUCCUCUCACCUGCUUUACGUAUUUAUAUAUUUGCCCGCUUUCGCCCAUUUUGUGUUUUUUGUCCAACAAUCGAACACCACCACCUCCCCCUCCAUCCCUCAUGCCUUGUGUUUGUUGUCUUGUUGUGUGAGGCGUCCAUGAUAGCUUCUAAAGAUCUUGUUCUGCAACGUGUAAAUGGAACUUUUAAGAUGACAAGAGAGGGCAAACAAAACAACCUAUGGAAAUGAAACUGUAUUUGUACUUUUAAAUUACUUGUAACUGUAUACAUAUUUAUUUUAUAUUAUGCAAGAACUGCCUACGAAUAAACGAUUUAUUGUAUA